Messenger RNA from Phytophthora infestans T30-4, 1849 nucleotides. RefSeq lists its product as uncharacterized. Lineage: Eukaryota; Oomycota; Peronosporomycetes; Peronosporales; Peronosporaceae. Bases 52 to 1335 code for a protein of 427 amino acids. The transcript has a single exon. The record is from RefSeq and is a predicted model, not a curated record.
UCGUCUAAGUAUCUUUUACACUUGACCAACUUAUGUAAUCUGAUUUCGCGUAUGUUCUCGAAAGUGUAUCCAGCAUGGUAUCCUUUAGCGGAAGCCUUCGAUAUUGGACGUCACAUCCAAAUCUGCUUCGUUCGACGCAAGAGUCCGCUGGAACUCAGGAGAAUUUUCAUAAUGGCGGAUGCGAUUCCGGUCGACGCUGUGACCCCCGCGCCCACGGCGGCGCCUCUCGAGUGGCCUGAGAACAUGACCACCACCCAGGGUGUCAUCAUCGCUGUGCUUCCCUUCGCUGCGCUCAUCUUGUGCUACGUCAUGCUGCGCAUCGUGUGGCGCGUGCCCACGCCGCUUCCUGUACGCGCGCCUGUGCCUUCGUACGGCGCCACAGGUGAGCAGCUGCAGCCUAUCACCGCCGUUAAGACGUCGCUGGUCGAAGAGGGAGAAGUGGCUGGAGACUACGAGGAACACUGGUACAACACGUUCGACUUCGCCUUCCUGGUCGGCAUGGCCGUGUACGCUGGCGUGAUGCUAGUCCUGACUUUCUUCUACGAGCCGCAGUGGCUGCAUGAGACGAGAUUCUGGACGAUGCAGUUGCCUAAGCUUGUAGUCAUGAUGGUUGUGUCGCUCUUCGGUGGAAUCAUCUGCCGCUGCUUCUGCGAUGUCGACGAGAAGGGCUACAUCAUGACCAACAAGUCGUCCAAGUUCAAAGUCAACUACACACGUAAGCUGCAGCACUUUGCCGCCUACAUGGUGCCGCUUGUUAUUAAGUCCGAGUACUCUGGCCCGAUCGCUCUGGCGUGGGGCGACUUCUUCACCAUGAUGGGAUUCCUCGUGCUCAUCAAGCCCAUCCGUGAGCACUCGAAGUUCUUCAUGCUGCAGUUCAACUCGCUGGAUCGUCCGGAGGACCGCCCCAACACGCUCAAGUGGAUCAUCGUGGGCAACAUCGCUCCGGGCAUGUUCAUCCUGAUGUUCUUCAAGUGGCUGUUCGCUGCUCAGGGAGCUCUGACGUUCAUCCUCGUGUUCAUCACGGGCAUCGGCGACGGUCUGGCGGAGCCUGUGGGUAUCACGUGGGGUCGCCACAAGUACAAGACGCGUAGCUGCUUCUCGAAGAACAAGUACACCCGUAGCUGGGAGGGCAGCGCGUGCGUGUUCCUGUCUGGCCUGGUGUUCCCUGCUCUGCAAUACGAUGCGUUCGACAACUUCUGGCAGGUGCUGCUGUCGAUGCUGAUCCUGGCACCGACGAUGGCGUACGCAGAGGCGACUGCUCCGCACACGAUGGACACACCGGUGCUGAUGACCGGUUGCGGUGUGAUUCUGUACGCCAUCGUCAACCUAGUCUAGGCGCUGUCGCGACAUUUAGAGGAGAGAGCCAUCGUGCGCCACCCUUUUAACCCUUUUAAACACUGUUUGAACCAAGUCUACCCAUUAAAUCGUUGUUGUUAGAUGCCACGAGACCUCCAGUUGCAACUGUCGAAGUCGUCGUCGGAGUCUUCAAUGUCCGAGUGCUUUUUCUUUGCCUUCUUGUGUUUCUUUUUGUACUCGCUCAGCACGGCAUUCGUACCUUCCGUCUCGUCGUCUUCUUUGACCACAUCAGAAGCAGUGUCCAGCUUCCUUUUCUCUGUUUUAGGCUUAUUGUUGCCGCUGCGAAGGCUAGUUGCACGCUCCAGCGCCACGCGGUAUCUGUCCACGUACUCCAUGUUCUCGAGCUGCUCGACGGCCUCACGCUCCUUGGUCUCGUCAGCCUGGACCGACUGCUGCUCCACCUCGGCUGCGAAGUCCAGGAAUGCCUCCCACUCGGACUCAAGUUGCUUCUCUGCCAGCUGCUUCACGUCCACAUUGCGGGCCUUGGCGUCGG